Molecule: messenger RNA, 1326 nt
Organism: Pocillopora verrucosa
Lineage: Eukaryota; Metazoa; Cnidaria; Anthozoa; Scleractinia; Pocilloporidae
Source: RefSeq, a predicted model, not a curated record
AUGUGUACGUUCUUUCGUGAAGUGAGAAAGAAUUGCGCUGGUUCUAUCACCAGCAAAUGGUUUAUGAGUGACAUCGCCCCACAGUAUUACAAUGCGUGGGUGGGUGUUAUGAAUGAUGUCCCACGGUCCCAGAAGCUGUUAUGCACGUGGCACGUGGAUAGGGCCAUAAACAUGGAGCUCAGAAAGAAAAUUGGUGACUUAUCUACCGAAGCAGAGAUCUACAAAAUGUUCCGAACAGUCCUAGAGCAGACCAACGAAUCGUUAUUUGAUGACUGUCUACGGGCCCUACUCCACCGGUUGAGCCUCUCCUCUAAGACUGCCGCGUUCCAUAAGUAUUUUGUGCGUGACUGGGUCCCUCGGAAGCAUCAGUGGGCAUAUUGUUUUAGAACUGGUCUCGGAAUCAACACGAACAUGUUCGUGGAAGCCUUCCACAGAGUUUUCAAAUACGGAUAUCUAAAAGGGAAAGUCAACAAACGCUUAGAUAACUGCAUACUUAAUUUAUUAAAAUAUGUUCGUGACAAGACCUUCGAUCGCCUAAUCAAAGUAACCAAGGGGAAAUCUACAAAUCGAGUAAAUAUGAUACACGAUCGUCACUUACGGAGCCUGCCCUUACCUGUUGAGUCUGUUAACUGCGAGGAAGAUGAUGCAUGGACGGUUCUUGGAGAGGACGGGAGAAGUUCAUAUAAAGUCUGCCGAAUAGCAAGUGCUUGUGAGGAAACAAGUUGUGGGUUGAGAUGCCAGGAGUGUUGCGUCUGUGUUCAUCUUUAUGUCUGCAACUGCCCCGACAGCUUGAUUACAAGCACUAUUUGCAAACACAUACAUCUCGUGAACAGAUAUUUGAAUGGUAGCUCAGUUCCCAAAGACAACCUUAGUCAGUUCCCACGCCCAGAAAAUAGUUCCAUGGAUCCUGACUACCAGGAGGCAUCUAGUGAUACUGCAUACUACGACAGCACCAACGAGAUGAACUUUCUACGAGACUGUCUCAAUAAAGGAGCUGUGGGCGAGAAUGGGGAAAGUACCAUAGAGAGGACGAAACGAUCUCUUAAGGCGAAAUUGCUCAGAAUGAUCAAUGACGUUGAAGUCUGUGAAGAUGAAGAUGCGUUGCAACAGUUGGAUAAAAGUGUCAACUCCUCUUAUAGUUUGUUCACUUUGAUCAAGCAGCACAAAUAUACGACAAGUGCAAUUUCAGCUGCUAUACCUAAAGGGAGUGCACCUGCCAACAAAAAAAUUGAGGUCCAGAAACGUUUCUAUUCCACCAAACGAAAGACAGAAGAGAAAUAUCAGGUUAGCGAAACCAACCAAGGGAGAGAAGAUGGAGAUGAUUGA